AUGGCGGAUCUUCCGGUCAUCAACCCCAACUGGCUCUCCGACCCCGCGGAUCAAGAAUUGGCAGUCGCGUCUUUCAAGCGCGCGCGCCAGAUCUGGCAGAUUCUCUCCGGCUUGGGCCUUACGGUUGAUAAGGAGGAGUAUUUCCCUGGGCCGAACGUGACUUCUGACGCUGCGAUCCUGGAUUUUAUACAGCGGUCCUUGAUGACGAUCUAUCAUGCAGCAGGGACGUGCAAGAUGGGAAAAGUGGACGAUCCCAUGGCUGUGGUCGAUAGCAAGGCACGCGUGAUCGGCUUCCAAGGUUUGCGCGUUGUGGAUGCGAGCUCUUUCCCCUUCCUGCCGCCGGGACAUCCGCAGAGCACGGUGUACGCGCUUGCGGAGAAGAUUGCUGUUGAUGUGCUCGAGACGGCGGGGUUGAGCGUGCCGGGGGAAGGGUAUGAUUUGAGUGGAUAUGAGAAGGAGCAGGAGAUGUUGGGGCAGCAGAGGCAGGGAGGUGGGAGUGGGACGGAGGCUUAUAGUGCGCAGAAUGCUGGAGGAAAGGUGGAGGGGUGGGGGAGUGUGGUUCUGGCGGCUGUGGCGAUGGGAUGCGUUAUGUUGGGUAUGGGCCUGUUAUAG
Bacidia gigantensis is the source of this 612-nucleotide messenger RNA. RefSeq lists its product as uncharacterized. Gene Ontology annotation, molecular function: oxidoreductase activity, acting on CH-OH group of donors; flavin adenine dinucleotide binding. The coding region runs from base 1 to 612 and encodes 203 amino acids. The record is from RefSeq and is a predicted model, not a curated record. Gene Ontology annotation, biological process: secondary metabolite biosynthetic process. NCBI's taxonomy places the organism in Eukaryota, Fungi, Ascomycota, Lecanoromycetes, Lecanorales, Ramalinaceae. The transcript has a single exon.